Molecule: messenger RNA, 970 nt
Organism: Cuscuta europaea
Lineage: Eukaryota; Viridiplantae; Streptophyta; Magnoliopsida; Solanales; Convolvulaceae
Source: the annotation of a GenBank genome assembly
ACCAGAUGCGGCCUUCAAUUGCUUACAUUCUAAAUAAGACAAAUCCAAGAUCUGUUGUUACCCUUAUUACAAGUGCUGAUGACGCUUUUCAAUAUUUUUUCAUGUCACUUGGUCCUUGGAGAGAUGCGUGGCAUUAUUGUAGGCACGUGCUCAUUUGGAUUGGUCAUUCAUGAAAUCAUAUUAUAAAGGCACCUUGUUGACACCUUGUGCUCAGGAUGCAAAUAAUCAAAUUGUUCCUAUAGCUUUUUGUAUAUGUGAGUCUGAAAGUAAAGCAACGUGGCGGUGGUUCGUAUCGAAGGUUGGUUCAUGUAUUCAAUAUCGUUCUGACAUGUAUAUCUUAUCUGAUAGGCAUAAAGGGAUUCUUAUUGUUGUUCGUAAAAUAUUUCCACAUGCUGGUCAUGGCUUCUGUGUUGAACACUUACGCCACAAUAUGACAUCGAAAUUCAGAGGCUCUGCAAAAGAUUUGGGUUGGAAAUUUAAAGCUGCAUAUUCGGCUUCAACUGUGAAACGGAAAUGUAGACGCUUUGUGGUCAACCUCAAUUCAAGAAUAUGCAUUUGUGGGCAGUUUCAAUUAGAUCAGUUUGUGUGUCUUCAUGAUGUGGCUGCAAUUGGUUCACGCCCUCGUUUAUCCUGUUACAAUUACAUAUCCUCUUAUUACACAAGAGAACAAUUGUUGGCAACUUGGAGUGGUAUAAUGCACCCAAUUGGAGAUCCUGAAGAUUGGGUCAUUCCUUCUGAUGUUUCAAGUACUAUUUGCAAGCCUCCUACCUAUUUGAAGCGACCACCGGGGCGUCCAAAAAAGUCCAGAAUCCCAUCAAUUGGAGAACAUGUCCGUUCCAAACGUCGGAAGUGUUCUCGCUGCAAAAUUUUUGGCCACAAUAAGAAGACUUGCCGUAAUGCUCUUCCAGUUGAUACAAAUUGAUUUCCUUUACAUAGUUUUUAGAGUCCUCUAGUUUUUAUUUAUCGCCAG